UUCGGUUUGUCAUACAUCACAGAAAAUAAUAAUCAACAGGGUCAAGGGAACAGGCGAAACCCAGCACAAGGGAGAAUGAGGGUUUUCACUACUCCUUCAUCAACUUCUGGUACUGGUGGUCAUAAUAAUUCGACACUGUUUUUUGAAAGUUUUUCUUCCUCAGCUAUUGUCCCUAGGGAAAACAGAGAGACUUCUAUCAUGCUCCCAAUUAACAAUAAUAAUCCUGCUGUUGAAAUAAUCCACAUCAAUGAUGAAGAACCAGAUCUUGAAUCAUCAUUGUUAGAGGUCAAUCUUAAUUCUUCCUCUUCAAUUUUACCAACAACCGAACAAACCAAUCAACAUGCCUCAAAUCUUUUAACAUUACAAAGAAAUUUGAGAAUCAACACCGCCAACAACAACAACCAACAAGAUGGUGUGUCACUUGAUUUAUCCUUACACCAGUUUGGCGGUGAUGGCGGUGGCAGCUCUUCUACUAUGGAUGUCAUCGGUGGCAGCGCUGGUGGUGGUGGUGGAGGUGGAGAUGGUCUCUUGAUGAGCGUUCUCAACAAUACUUCUACUAGGCGCAUCAUGCCGAUCAAAAGAACUGCCCCUGAUUAUGCUCGCCGAGAGUUUACGGUGGGUGAGAGCUCAAGUGCCGGUGGUGCUGGUGGUGGAUCUGUUGCUCAACCUAUGGCAGCCCCCAAGCGGCGACCCACCGCAAAUGAAAAUGCGGCGCUGCGCAUUUCAUCAUCAUCUAAUACCUGCACUUGUACCCCUUCUCCCACUUGCGCUCUCCAUGCUUCCGCCAAUAGUAAUCUUUCUUCAUCUUCCAGGGAACAACCCCAUGAAACUGCUAACAACAACAACAACAACCCCCAAAAUGUUGUUCGUAUUCCUUCUAGUUUGUGGCCAAUUUCUGAUGUGCAAAGAGCUCUUCAGUCUGAUAGCUUUCAAGUCCUUCAACCUACUACUACUGCUGCUACUCCUCCUCCUCCUCCUCCUAGUAGUAGUAAUAAUAACAAUAAUAACACAACACUUGGUAUUCUGCAACUUGAUGAUGGUUCCUUUAUUUACCCCCAACCUGUUUUUGAUAGUAGCCACCACCACCACCAAAUCCACCAUGGCCACCAGCACACGCCAUUUAAUCCGUUAUACCACCGUGGCUAUCAACCAUUUUUCUCCACUGCUGACACUUCUCCAUUCCGCCCAGCCUCAAUCAAUUACAUGGAGAAUCUUCCUCAUCAUCAUCAUCAUCAUCAUCCGUACGGCGGUUCUUCUUCUUCUUCUUCGACUCCUUCCCCUCUUCCUUGGAGCACCGUGAUUAGGCCAAGGGCUAUUCCUGUGUCUCUCACUCACCGAGUUGGAGGAAGUAAUAGAGAAUCUAACAACACCAGAAACAACUAUCCUUUUUCUUCUCCUGCUGGAAGGGGAACAAUCACUGUGACUCAGAAUCGUGGAAACUCAUCAUCAUCAAGCUUAUUCCCCGGUGGGUCUCCUUCAACACGGCUACUCGAAAGCCUUGUACAAAACGCCGGUACCCCUUCUUCUGGAUCUGGCGCUGGUCAGAAUAAUACAGCAGGUACUACCGUUGGAGCUGUUCCUGCAGUUCAGCAGCUGUCGAACGUUGCUCGUGCAUGGAUUCGAAGGCUGAACGCUCAUGACGAGGCCUUGACGAGAACGUCACAAUCUUCUACCCGUGAUAAUACUCCUCACAGGGCACUGCGAGCUUCUCCUAUUGCUGAGAUCUAUAAUUUGCCUACUUAUUUUGCUGAUGAUUCAAGAAGGCUUAGACAAGAGAUCCGCACUGCCAUUGAUCAUUUGCGUAAUGGAGGUUCCGUCCGACUGGAGGAACUUUUAAUUCUUGAUUACUCCAUUGUGCUGAACUUGCUUGACAACAUUGAGGAGGAGGAGGAUGAUGCGGAUAUGCCGCAGCAGUUUUAUUUUUUUUUUUAG
Arachis ipaensis is the source of this 1932-nucleotide messenger RNA. NCBI's taxonomy places the organism in Eukaryota, Viridiplantae, Streptophyta, Magnoliopsida, Fabales, Fabaceae. The record is from RefSeq and is a predicted model, not a curated record.